This is a messenger RNA of Myotis brandtii (Brandt's bat), 3116 nucleotides long. RefSeq names its product multimerin 2 (gene MMRN2). Gene Ontology annotation, molecular function: protein binding. Lineage: Eukaryota; Metazoa; Chordata; Mammalia; Chiroptera; Vespertilionidae. Gene Ontology annotation, biological process: negative regulation of vascular endothelial growth factor receptor signaling pathway; negative regulation of cell migration involved in sprouting angiogenesis. The transcript has 9 exons. The coding region runs from base 77 to 2281 and encodes 734 amino acids. The record is from RefSeq and is a predicted model, not a curated record.
CUUCUCUUCCUUCUGAGCCUUCACUUGAAGCAGUUUCUGGAAUCACCGGCAACGGCUGAGCCUGCCCACUGCCAAGAUGAUCCUGACACUGCUGCUCAGCCUCGGGGGGCCCCUGGGCUGGGGGCUGCUGGGGGCCUCGGCCCAGGCCCCUGGUCCCAAGUUCUCUGACCCACACAGCCCCGGGCUGCCUGGGGUCUGGAUGUCAGAGGCUGAGGACAUCGGCAGCGACCGACGUAACUGGUGCCCCUACCAGAAGUCCAGGCUGGUCACCUUCAUAGCUGCUUGCAAAACGGAGAAAUUCCUCAUUCACUCACAGCAGCCAUGCCUGCAGGGAGCUUCGGACUGCCAGAGAGUCAAAGUCAUGUACCGCAUAGCCCACAAGCCGGUGUACCAGGUCAAACAGAAGGUGCUGGCCUCCGUGGUCUGGAGGUGCUGCCCGGGCUUUGCUGGCUCUGACUGCCAGCACCAUGAUCCCACUGCGACCCCUGAGCCCGCAGAUCCGGGUGACAGCCUCCAGGAGCACUGGGCCGGGCCGGCUGACGUGGAACCUGUCUCGGUGCCCUAUGGUCCGCCCGGGCAGUUAGCCCUCAGUACGUCUUUCUCACGUGUCCUCCAACCACCAGCUGCAGAGACCAGCGACAUCAGGGUGCGGCAGGAACGCCUGCUGAGAGGUCUCCAGAAUGACAUCCACCACCCGGCCGACAGCCUCCCGGGCCCGGGGACGGCCCCGGCAAGCAACCUCACAGCUGCAGUGACUGAGGCACAUGAGGAGGCGCUUGAGUUUCCCGGCAAGUCCUUGGAGCAGGUGCUGCCUUUCAGCCCCGUUUGGAGCGGCUUUAACCAGAGCCUGCACAGCCUCUUGGAGGCCGUCAGAAACCUCUCUCUUGAUGUGGAGGCCAACCGACAGGCCAUCGGCAUGGUCCAGGACAGCGCCGUGCCCAGGGCUGACUUCCAGGAGCUUGGAGCCAAGUUCGAGACCAAGGUCCAGGAGAACAGCCAGAGAGUGGGCCAGCUGCAGCAGGACGUGGAGGACCGCCUGCACGCCCAGCAUCUCUCCCUGCAGCAUUCGCUUUCCGAGGUCCAGGCGGACGUGGACACCAAGUUGAAGAGGCUCCUUAAGGCCCAGGAGCACCUGUCCAAUAGCAGCCUGGCGGCAGCCGCGGCAGGAGCAGGAGCCCGGCCCGAGCCGGAGAGCCNNCAGGCCCGGCUGAGCCAGCUGCAGAGGAACGUCUCGGCGCUGCACCUGGCCGCCAGCCACAGGGAAGAGGCGCUGCAGGGCACCCUGGCGGACAUGCAGGCGACCCUCGACCGGCACGUGGAAGAGAUCAAGGAGUUGUAUUCCGAAUCGGACGAGACCUUCGAUCAGAUCAGCGCGGUGGAGCAGCAGAUGGAGAAGCUGCAGGGAACCCAGCAGGAGCUGCGGGAGCUGCGCGUGGCCCUGAUGGAGAAGUCGCUCAUCGUGGAGGAGAACAAGGUGGACACGGACCGGCAGCUCCUGGAGCUCAACCUCACCCUCCAGCAUCUGCAGGGCGGCCUCGCCGACCUCAUCAAGUACGUCACCGACUGCAACUGCCAGAAGCCCCCCGGGGGCCCGGACGGUACCCAGGAGGGCUCCCUGCAGGGCCUGCACGGGGCCGUCUCCACCGCCCAGCUCGGCCUGCAGCGGCACCAGCAGCUCUUCCACAGCCUCUUUGCGAAUUUCCAAGGGCUCGUGGCAGCCAACGUCAGCCUAGACCUGGGGAAGCUGCAGGCCAUGCUGGGCAGGAAAGAGAGGAAGGAGCACAAGGCCCUCGACGCUUCCCGGAGGAGGGACAAGAAGCAGGUGGGACCUUUGGCCGAUGCCCACGUCCAGGGGCCGGUGCCACGAGCCCUGGGAGCCGAGCCUCAGGAGGCAGGCUCCCCCGUGGCCUUCUAUGCCGGCUUUUCAGGAGGGAUGGCUGCGCCGCAGACCGUGAAGUUCGACGCUGCUCACAUCAACGUUGGCAGCAGCUACUUCGCUGAAGAUGGCUACUUCCGAGCCCCUGAGCGCGGGGUCUACCUGUUUGCAGUGAGCAUUGAAUUUGGCCCAGGGCCAGGCGCUGGGCAGCUGGUAUUUGGAGGUCACCAUCGGACCCCCAUCGGCGCCGCUGAGGAGCAGAGGGGUGGAGGCACGGCCACUGCCUUCGCUAUGGCCGAGCUGCAGAAGGGUGAGAGAGUGUGGGUCGAGUUAACCCAGGGCUCAGUGCGGAAGAGAAGCCCGCCAGGCACCGCAUUCGGGGGUUUCCUGCUAUUCAAGACCUGAGCCCUGGGCACAGCCGACCAUUCUCCGGGACUUGCCCGGCUCUCCUUGCCCUGGGCUCUGACCAGGUGGCCGGGAGACCAUCCAGGUUGGUCUAGCUCUUCCCUGGAAACCCGCAAAGACAAUGGCUUCCCUCUGGAUGCUGCUCCCUGGGCCGGCCCGGGCUGGGCAGGAAGCUGGGCCUGGUGGGCCUUCCAUCUGAGGCAGCGUGGCUGGACUCCAGCUCUUGGCCGCCCGUCUUCUCCAGUGUCUGCUGUUUUGCUCCUUGUGGUUGAAAACCUCUGUACAACACUAACCUUUCUCCGGCUUCCUCGUGUCCCUAGUCCCUGCUAGAAAAGCAUUCUUUCCCAGAGAGAAUUGGGGAACUAGAAUAGAGGUGGCAUUUUGGACUAUCCGGGAAACCAGGCUCCAGUCACUGCCGGCAGGAGAAGACCAGCCGGUUAGGUCUGUCAGUCAGAAAUGAAAACUGGUCGAGUUUAGGCGAAGGAAACACAAUUAGUAUCUUUUCCGUAGUCUCAGUCCUUCCUCGAAUGUACCUGUAACUUUAACUUCACCCCCUUUUCUCCUUGCCGCACACGGGACAAAGGCCACGUGCGAACUGCGAGCUAAAAUGUGUGUAGCUUUCACCCUUUCACGCUCUCCCACGCCUGACCACCCUCAUUCUGAUUAGCAUCUCUAUCAGGAAGGGAGCUGAGGGAUGAGGAGGGAAGACGACUAAAAGUCUCCCUCAAUUUCAUCAUCUUUGGAAUCAAGCAGCAAGCUCUGCCCGGUGAACUGAUGGCGGGAAGGAUGUGACGAGGGGUGGAAAUGUGGGGCAAAAUAAAACUGUUUGCGAUAA